AUCAGGGGCUGAUUUUCUUUCUCCUAUUUCGGUCAGUAAGAUUGACCGAAAUAUAUGCACAGUUCAUUCACAGAUCACGGGCCUGUGGAGUUUGCAGAAAGCAGGAAGGUUCAGCCUUUGAAAAUUUUGCCUCUAUUUCAGUCAGUAAAUAUGACCGAAAUAGUGCAAAAUGUGGGUUGAUUUGAUGGAGCUUCAGCUUUUCAAUUUUUUGCUAGAAUUAAUUCGGUCAUAAUUACUAACCGAAUUAAUCUUCUACUCCCACUUCCCCCCAAAUUUUUCCGCCGAAAAUGUUUGAAUUUUUCACCUUUUUAUUUCAGUCAAUGAUAUUAACCGAAAUAAUAUUCAACUUAUAUAUACAUCAACCCAGACUAUUCUAUUCACUUCUCCAACUUCUGCAAUCUCUCUUUCGUUUUCUUUCUUCCUCUCCAACUUCCAGUCUUUUCUUUACCUCUUAUUCUUCUAACUUUCAAUAAUUCUUUGCAAAUUAUCAUUAAUUACUUCUUUAUCUCUUCAACUUUUCUUUUUAUUUUUGUUGUUCAUCACAAUUUUUAUUUCUCUUUAAGUUUUAUACAUAUCUUUGCAUAUCAAAACCAAUGUUAAUUCCUUCUUUACCAUCUGUUUUAUUUUCAUUUUUUUAUUUGUUUUAUUGUGUAAAAUUAUUUUUAUUUUUUAUGUUUAUUAUAUUGUUGGUUGUUUUAAUUGUAUACUAAUGAUUUAAUUUUUCAUUUUCAAGGUUUUUUAAGGUGGUGAACAAUGGGACAACAUUUUGGAGGUAAUUUUCCAUU
Messenger RNA from Rubroshorea leprosula, 785 nucleotides. Lineage: Eukaryota; Viridiplantae; Streptophyta; Magnoliopsida; Malvales; Dipterocarpaceae. The record is from the annotation of a GenBank genome assembly.